Aureobasidium vineae is the source of this 273-nucleotide messenger RNA. Lineage: Eukaryota; Fungi; Ascomycota; Dothideomycetes; Dothideales; Saccotheciaceae. The record is from the annotation of a GenBank genome assembly.
AUGUUCACCGCCGCAACAUGCACACCCGCCUCGAUCGCUCCUCCAGACUUCAAAGGCGAACUCAUCACCAAACCCUUCUCUUGUGCCCUCGAAAACGACCGCCAUAUUUGUGUCAACGGCGGCGGAACCUGCAAUAUCACCACUGAUGGCUAUUACAUUGUCAAUGUGCUUUGUAUCAUUAUCGGUGUGGUUACUUUCUGGGGUUUCAUCAAACCCAAGGCGCUGCAGUUGCAGAGUCUGCCUUUGAGGGCGUGGAGGAUUGCUGAACAAUAA